Lethenteron reissneri (Far Eastern brook lamprey) is the source of this 4025-nucleotide messenger RNA. RefSeq names its product retinol dehydrogenase 7-like. The record is from RefSeq and is a predicted model, not a curated record. NCBI's taxonomy places the organism in Eukaryota, Metazoa, Chordata, Hyperoartia, Petromyzontiformes, Petromyzontidae. Gene Ontology annotation, molecular function: oxidoreductase activity. Gene Ontology annotation, cellular component: intracellular membrane-bounded organelle. Gene Ontology annotation, biological process: steroid metabolic process.
UCGAUUACUUUACGCUCUGCAUGACGCGUCACCGGGAGGGGGGGGGGGCGCGGAGAGUGGGGGGUUCGUCGCUGUCGUCCUAGCGGCAGCUGUGCGACGCCGCGCUACAGCCCGGCGUCGAUGUGGAUCUCCACCACGUGAUCAUCGGACAGUCGGACGCGUUGCUGAUCUGGAAGAAGGCACUACACAAGUAACCCUCCUCGCCCGUGCAGCGCACGCCCGACAAGUUGCCGGAGAUGACGUCACAGUGGGUUCCCCGGCUGGCAGGCUGGACUGGAGGGUCGCGUCGAGGUCCCCUGCGGAACGGUGACGUAUGUUUGUAUGUAUGUUGAAUCUCUUCUUUAGAACCGUACAUAUCCGACUGUGAUAUAAUCGGAGGUGCGGGGGAAGGACAACGAGUGAAACACAAAAAGCUGAGUUCAAGGGAGGUCCGUCGCCAUGUACGCUCCAGAAAAUGGGUUGGUACACCAGUGGCAAUAGCUAUAGAGCGUGGUGCAGGUGGUGCAACUGCCCCACAUCCCCAAGGGGCUCAUGCCACCGAGCUAAAAAUAGGUUUGGAGAUUUGAUUGGGAGGGUGGAGGGCAUUUAAAUUCUGGGCAACAUUCCCUAUGCCAACCACGCUACUACGCAACUGACGUACGGGUCGACUAACUGUGAGCAUAGUGCCAUGUUAUUGGGAAUACAGUAGCCGCAAAAUCGUGAUAAAUGUGUAGUGGCGUAACGCGCGCAGGGUUUGCAAACAGCAGUUGCAUUCAUGUACGGGGUUGCAACCAGUGAGGUUAGCUCCGGAUAAGCAGGUGCAGGCAGGUGGCCUGGGUGAUAGGGACAGAGAGACGCCAGCUAAUUAGGGAAAGAGGCAGUGUUUCGGCUGACUGCAAAUGCAAACGCGGGGUAGGCGCCACGGAGGCGAGAGAUAGAGGCGAUAAUGGGGAGAACACGUGCAAGAGACUCUGGAAGGACGCCGGCUUAGAGAGGGCCAUCUGAGGGCACUUAAUGAGGAGGGGGAUAUAAGGGGAACAUGUGAAGCAAUGGGGUUGAGUUGGUUGGAGAUGAAGCGGUGAACAGUAUUCAUGAUAAGCCCUGGACCUCGCCCCCUACACCUCGUCCUCCCCAGCGGUGUUGGCUGAUUCACCCGCUGGGGGCAUGGAGUCGACAGGCUAGCAGUGGAGAGGCUAGCGGAAUCUUUAGUCUGAGUGAGGCUAGCGGGGUGAGAAGCUAGCAGAGUAUAUAUAGAGAGAGAGUCCGUGACAGGCUAGGAGAGCGGGGAGUAACAGGCUAGUGGAGCGAGAGAGAGUAAGCUCGAAGUAGCAGGCGAGCAGAGGAAGAGAGGAAGAGUUUGCGACAGGUAGUACGUGGGUGUUGAACAUGAGACGCAUCCGUGUGGGAUGCUGCAAAUAAAGUUACGUGAAUAAACACCACACUAAAAAUGCAUCUAACAAGUCAUAUGUGCCUCAUAUGCAUCCAAGCGCAUGGGUGGGGUGGCAGCUGUGGCAUGAUGUGGUUUUCUCCGUGUAGGUUAAGCCUGUAGUUUGCAGAUUUGCAAGGCCGCUUGUUGUGACCUUGUGAUUAGGCGUUCCUGCAAGUUUGUACUUUGGUCAGUGGGCGGAAAAAUCGGUGGGUAGCUGGAACCGCUGAAACAAACCUGAGCUUUUUGUGGUUUCGUGACGUCUCGUGCACAACAGGGCUGUACGUGGCUGCUGGGAUACAUAUGCUGGUUUAAGAGUCUUUCAAGUGGAAGUUGUUCUUAUUUUUACACCUACAUGUAUGGCGCGACUGCAGCGGACAGCUGUGAAAGUGUGAAAACGAAAGAUUGUGGAUAUAACGUCUAAAAAAAUCAGUCCAUUUAAAUCAGAGACAUCAAGCGGAGGAGACCAUGUCUUCCGACAACAACGCUGCGGGGCCUCCGUGCUGCCUCUGCAGCCCCACGUGCGGGCUGCUGCUGCUGGUCAUCGUGGGGGUAUGGGCGGCGUGGCGCUGGCGUGACAAGCACCGGGUGGCCGGCGUGACGGGCCGCUGGGUGUUCAUCACGGGCUGCGACUCGGGGUUCGGGCAGGCGUUGGCCAAGCGGCUCGACGCGGCCGGCCUGCGCGUCGUGGCGGCAUGCUUGGGACCUGCCGGCGAGGAGGAGUUGAGGAGGUCGUGCUCAUCGCGCCUCGUCACGCUGCGUCUCGACGUCACGGACCCCGAGAGCGUGCGUGCCGCUGUCCGGCGGGUUCGGGAGGAGGUUGGCGAGCAGGGCUUGUGGGGCUUGGUCAACAACGCUGGCCGCGUCAUCCCCGUCGGCCCUAACGACUGGUUGACGACGGACGACUUCCGCACAGUGCUGGACGUCAACCUCCUGGGCAUGGUGGACGUCACGCUGCAGAUGCUGCCCCUGGUGAAGCAGGCUCGGGGUCGAAUCGUCAACGUGGCCAGUAUCGCGGGGCGGUUGUCCGUCGUGGGUGGCGGGUACUGCAUCUCCAAGUUCGGAGUGGAGGCCUUCUCUGACAGCCUCAGGCGCAACAUGCGUGCAUUUGGGGUCAAGGUGUCCAUCGUGGAGCCGGGCGGUUUCCGUACGGGUAUGGCUGACAUUACCGCCAUCGAGGAGGAUCUGAGGAAGCGCUGGGCACAGCUGCCAUCUGUGAUGAAGGAAGAUUACGGCAGCGACUACCUCGACAAAUACAUGACGCUACAGAAAUCCAACAUGAAUCAGCCGUGCGACGACCUCUCAAAGGUCACCUGGUGUAUGGAGCACGCCCUGGUGGCCACUCACCCACGCACACGCUAUAGCGCUGGUUGGGAUGCCAAACUCAUUUUUAUCCCGCUCUCGUACCUCCCAGCUUUCAUAAGCGACUUCCUGCUGGCAAUGACUAUGCCCCGUCUUGCCGUGGCCACAAAAGUAACGCCCUGAACCGGAGCAGUGGGGGCUCUUCCCACGGUGGUGAUAUGUUAACUACCUCGCCUGGUAUACAGGAGGUCGUGGGUUUCUUCCUGAUCCUGACGCCUGCUGCUGUAUAUUUGGAGUUGCAUGUUCUCCCCAUGGUCGCUUGGAUUUUUCUUGGGGUCCUCCGGUUUUCCCCUCCUGAAAAAGAGCAGUAUAGCUCAGUGGGCCUUACCUGGUAAAACAAAAAUAGUUUAGUUAAUAGUUUAGUAAGUGAAUUCUGGCAGUCGGGGUUGUGAUGAUCUAGGUUAGUCAGGUGGCAAAAUGAUCUCCGAACAAAGUUCUGUAACAUGUAUGGAUUUGCUAAUGUUAAGAAUGAUUUUAAGAAUAUCUUCUUGUGGACGACGACACCAACUUUCAAUAUCGGGUUGAUAAACAGCGUAGUCCAUUGGUAAAGAUAUCGUGAUUAUCAUGGCUCGCAAAUAUAACGUUUUCAGAUUUUAUUUCUCACUAAAUAAUCGUGAAAUAAUGAAAGCACAAUAUUUAAUGUUUUAAAUAAAUAUCUAUGAACCGUUACAUUUGAAAUGACGCUAAUGACUGUAUACUAAGAGCCUCUUUAUUUUAGACACAACUACAACUCGAGGUCCCAGCUUCGUUCUUGCUUUUGAAGCUUGUCCCUUCCCUCAAACGUCCCUCUCCACGUGCUCUCCCCUUUUAUCCUUCUCGAGCCCCCUCUCUCGAACUUUCCCUCACUGUUUUCCCGGCAGCCAAUCCCAAUCCUCCUCCUCCAACGGUUCCCAACCGUCGCCUCCAAGUUCCACUCUGUUUCCCACUUUUUCCCAUUUAAAUAUUUCCUUCAAUCUCUUCAAACCCUGCCUCCCGGCCAGUCAUUGUGGAAGCAUCUUCCCGCCAAUAGGAAGCCUUGGCCUACUUUUUCAAUUACAGUGGCUGCACAUUGGCUUGGGGUGAGUGCCUCUUAAUUUCGGUCAUUACACAUUCGUUAUUGGGUCAAUAUAUUUCCGAAGUAAAUGACCGCGUGGUGGUUAUAUGUCAACAUGUUUGUCGUGCAUUUAAAAAAAAUUAUGUGUGUCUUUAGGUAUACUCUUUUUACAUGAAACGAUUAGGAUGACUUAAUGGAAAUCCUUAUGAUGAUUAAACUGCAAUA